Molecule: messenger RNA, 920 nt
Organism: Cyprinodon variegatus (sheepshead minnow)
Lineage: Eukaryota; Metazoa; Chordata; Actinopteri; Cyprinodontiformes; Cyprinodontidae
Product: CD209 antigen-like protein D
Exons: 5
Coding region: 1-636 (211 amino acids)
Source: RefSeq, a predicted model, not a curated record
AUGUCAGACUCACAACCGGCAGGACUGUGUCACGGGGCAGCAGUCUCAGCAGAGACACCCAGACACCUCGUCCAGCUCGUCUUGGAGAAGCUAGAGGUGCUCCUAGGCCAGCCGAGAGAGAAACAGUCCUCCCAGUGUGUCCUGGGUCGUCCCCUGGACCGCCUCCUGGUUCUGAUCUGGUUCUCCUCUAAAUGCUCCUCAGCUGAAGCUGCUGCCUCCCAACAUGAAAACCCAACCAGAACCUCCAAGCUGCCAUCAGAGAGAGUCGUCCUGCUGGUUCUGGGCUCUCUGCUGGCUGCUGCUCUCAUCAUCAUCUACAGACUCUAUGAAAAAUAUCUAAAGUGUGAAGCAGGCUGGGAGCUACAUGGAGGAAAAUGUUAUUUUUUUUCCAACAAUACGUCCACCUGGACUGAGAGCAGAGAUUCCUGCAGAGGUCAGGGAGGAGACCUGGUGAAGAUCGACAGCAGAGAGGAGCAGAUGUUCCUGGAGAGGAAACUGAAAGAGAAAUUUGCAAAUGGUGAAGAUUCGUUCUGGAUCGGACUGACGGACUCAGAGAAAGAAGACAGCUGGGUUUGGGUGGACGGAUCUCCACUGAAGGAAAGGUCUGAUUGUUCUCAGAACAUUUGGUUCAUUUGAAGAGUUUAAUUCACUCAGGUUUACUGAACUCUGUCUUUUUCUUCUUCAUCUCUUAGUUUGAGUUUUUGGGGAAGUGGCCAGCCUGAUGGUUAUGGUGGAGAACCAGAAUCAGAGGUGGACUGUGUGAGAACAUUUAAGGAAGGAAACUCUAUCAAGUGGUUUGAUAGAUAUUGUAAAGAUAGUCUGAGAAGUAUUUGUGAGAAAACAGCAGAAUCUCAGAUGUGUUUGUGUUUCUGAAAUUUAGUCCAGAAAACAGCCUCUGAUCUCUGAACAGAAACACAUUU